AUGAAGGAUCGCCAAGAAGAAGGCUUAGUUGCAUUAUCUACGCUUUUAGGCAAAGACCUCAAUAGCGAAGAAGUCUUGCGCGAGAGAGACAAUAUUCUUGAAUCCAUCCUAGAAGAGCGAGAACAUUUUGUUCCUGUCAUUGAUGUUAUUCUUUGUCGCGACAAAACACAAAACCUAAGAAGAAUGGUGUUGGGUUGUGGUACAAUGGCCAUGCAACAACUUUCAGGUGUAAACGGAUUGGGUUAUUAUAUGCCAACGUUGUUAACAGACAUCGGCCUGACAGGGGUCUCGUCGCGAGCUUUCACAGCUGGCUAUAAUACAAUGUACUUGAUCUCUGCCUUCUGCUGUCUUUUGAUUAUAGACAGGGCAGGAAGACGUCCAAUGCUAUUUGCAGGUUCAAUUGGCAUGACUAUUGCUUACCUUCUUGCUGCUUUUUCUAUUCUUGGAUUCCAACAACACCCGGAGCACAAAAAUUCGCUACAGAAGCUUACAAUCUCAAGUUUCUUUAUUUACUAUUUCUGCUAUGGUAUGACUUAUGCUAAGCUUCCAUGGUGUAUAUUGUCAGAGAUACCAGCCAUCUCUCAUAGGACAGCUGCCGCUGGCGCAGCUACUGCAACUAAUUGGAUAGGUUCGUUUAUCGUAACUCAAUUCACACCGCCUGGAGUUAAGAAUCUUAACAUUUGGGGUUUCUAUCUUUUGUUUGCUUGUUUCUGUAUUUCCUUCUUGCCUAUUAGUUACUUCUUCUAUCCUGAGACUAUGAACAGAACUCUGGAAGACAUUGAUGAAAUCUUCUUCGAAUCUAAAUCUAUCUUUGUAUUCAGAAACAAAAACCUUACUCAACGCAAGCGACCUCAAGCUUAUAUUGACCGUGAGAACCAGAGAAUUGAAAACAUGAGAGCAGCUAGGAUGGAAGAGAGAAAAUUGAGUGUUGAAUAUGUUGACCACCCCGUUGAACAUAAAGCUUAA
Molecule: messenger RNA, 966 nt
Organism: Sugiyamaella lignohabitans
Lineage: Eukaryota; Fungi; Ascomycota; Dipodascomycetes; Dipodascales; Trichomonascaceae
Gene: STL1
Product: glucose-inactivated glycerol proton symporter STL1
Exons: 1
Coding region: 1-966 (321 amino acids)
Biological process (GO): transmembrane transport; carbohydrate transport
Cellular component (GO): membrane
Molecular function (GO): carbohydrate:proton symporter activity
Source: RefSeq, a predicted model, not a curated record